GAAAUGACGUGAAUUUGUAGGUGCAAUUAAACUGAGAUGAGGUAAAACAAAAAAUAAGAAAAGAAUAUGCUAUAGAUGGUUGGGACCGUAACAAGGGGUGCGAUGGAGAUGACCCCAUGAGAUGUGUGUAACUGCCUAUGAAAUACGUUACUUGUAUUCUCUCCGUUUUGGAGCGCUAAAAAUUUUGGUAGAACUACCGUAUUUGCGGGACAUCCCCGUUACAAGGGUUGUACAACGUGUCGCAUGGCACGAUGCGCUGAUUAGACGUGUGUGAGUAGGAAAGGACGAAUAGCGUAUUUUUAGUGAAAAGGGGCUAAGAAUGGAUCAUUUGCUCGUUAUAUCACGUAAAUGGGCGGGUCGUUUCGCUGCAGGUACUUGAUGUGCAAGCAGGUCUUGGCAGGAACAGAUUUACCUAAGGGAUGGGCAGGUCGUGUCAAACCACGUACAAUCUGAUUAGUGCACCGGAACAAUCACAACGAGAUAAUCACAUCUGCUGUACCAGCCAAUCACCAAAAUACCAAUCCCUGGCAUAAACAGGUUAUCAAUACAACAGAGAUGAAACACCACGCAUUUAAAAGGAUCCUUUACACACAACCACAUGUGUGAGCUUAGAUUCUGUGGCACGAAGCGGAAAACGAAACGAACUGAAAAUCAAGACACCAAUGAUAUAUUCUGUCCGUACUGUGCGAGCAGUACUAAGAGCGUGUGGCUCGUUGAUACAACGCAUUUAACGUUCUGUUUCUUCCCUUUGUACACGCUUUAUACUUCAUCGGAGUACGUGGGCUGUAAGAGCUGCUAUAAAAAACUUGGCGAUCGGAGUGUUAAAACAUGUGAACGGUGUACAAAUGUUAUAAUUGCGAGGUAUCGGUACUGUGGAAGGUGUGGAUUGGCUGUAGAACCGUGA
Vavraia culicis subsp. floridensis is the source of this 904-nucleotide messenger RNA. RefSeq lists its product as uncharacterized. The record is from RefSeq and is a predicted model, not a curated record. The coding region runs from base 599 to 904 and encodes 101 amino acids. The transcript has a single exon. Lineage: Eukaryota; Fungi; Microsporidia; Pleistophoridae.